Molecule: messenger RNA, 15766 nt
Organism: Eriocheir sinensis (Chinese mitten crab)
Lineage: Eukaryota; Metazoa; Arthropoda; Malacostraca; Decapoda; Varunidae
Product: huntingtin-interacting protein 1-related protein-like
Exons: 20
Coding region: 90-3098 (1002 amino acids)
Biological process (GO): endocytosis; actin filament organization; clathrin coat assembly
Cellular component (GO): actin cortical patch; clathrin-coated vesicle
Molecular function (GO): actin filament binding; phosphatidylinositol-3,4-bisphosphate binding; clathrin light chain binding
Source: RefSeq, a predicted model, not a curated record
CGCCACUCUUUGCAACACUGCCGAUACCUCAGUCAGGAUGGUGGUGACGUGAUGAGGGACUUACUCUAGGAUAUCCGUGACCCGGCAAGAUGACCUCCAUAAAGAAGAUCCCUAACGUGUUGGGGACGCGGAGGAGCAACACGCUGGACCAGGAGAGGGACCAGUUUGAGAAAUCACAGGAACUAAGCUUUAAGAAGGCAGUGAGUGAUGAGGAGAUGCCGGUGAAGAUGAAACAUGUACGCAGCCUCAUUAUUGGCACGUACACAGACAAGAACGCAGACCUCUUUUGGCGGAAUGUUGCUGCCUGUCCACCCAUUAACACUGAUGUUACAGCCUGGAAGUUCUGCCAUUGCCUACAUGUGCUAUUUCGUGAUGGCCACCCAAAUACGCUGCGGGACUCGCACCACCACAUCAGCCGUAUUAAGGACACAGGGCAGCAUUUUCGGCACCUGGCCCAUGGGUAUGGGCGACUCAUUAAGAGGUACUGUGAGCUGUUGAUUGCCAAGCUCCACUUCCACCAGCACUACCCUCGCUUCCCUGGCACCAUGUCUGUCACCCCUGAGGAGCUGGAGGCAUUGGCUGAAAAUGACGCCAAUAAUUACUUUGAGUUGGGUGUUGAGAUGCUGGAGUACCUUGAGUGUAUCCUCAACCUGUAUGAAGCAGUGUUUGCGUCAAUGGAUCCGUCUCGUGCCAACUCCAUGACUCGGUCGGGACAGUGUCGCCUGGCUCCUCUUAUUCCCUGUAUUCAGGAUUCAUCUUGCCUCUAUGACUGCAUUGUCAGGAUACUCUUCCAGCUUCAUAAAGUUCCCACCAAAAGUAAUCCAACUCUAUCAUCCCUGCCAACGGACAUGUUAUCUGGGCAUCGAACAAGGUUUUACAAACAGUUUGAGAUCCUGAAGCAGUUCUACAACAACACCAGGAAUCUACAGUACUUCAAGGGCCUCAUCCAAGUCCCAGCUUUACCAGAGGAUCCACCAAACUUCCUAGUAGAGGCUGAGUUAAGGAGCCAUGAAACCCCAGUGGUGGUAGUGGAGGAGCAGCCUGACAUGGCCGACACUUCUGACACGCUACUUAUAGACACCUCGGAGCCCGAGCCCCCGCCCAUCCCACCUCACCCCAACCUUAAUGAGUCACACAAUGGGUCCUUGGUGGAGGUGGUGGCAGAGCGGGAGUCCUUGAUAGAAGCCCUUCACAGAGAACUGGAGGCCAUGAGGACAGAGGUGCAACAGGCUCGUUCUCAGGCCUCUCACACUGAAGACCAGCUACGCCUCCGUAUCAAUGACCUCGAGUCAACAAUAGCAGAGUUGGAUAGUGAACUCUUGGCAGAGAGACAGAGCAAGGAGUCCAUCAUGGCUCAGGUGGAGGCAGCAGCAGCCAGUGCCGAGGCUGUCAACCUUUUGGCUCAAGAAGAGAUACGCAGACAGUCAGCUGAGGAAAAGUUUGUCAAGAUGAAAGAUGUCUAUCAAAAACUUCGUGAUGAGCACAUUGGCUUGAUCCGUGGGAAAGCCGAGAUGGACAAGCAACUCUGUAUGGAGAAAGAAGCACACCAAGCUACAAAGCAGGAAAAGGAAGUAUCUGCUGCUGCUCUUGCCAAAUUGCAAGCUCAGAUGGCCCUCGAAUCCCAGGCUCACCACUCUGUCACUGAAGCAGCAAAGCAAGAAAAGGAAUCCCUUGGCAAUCAUGUUCUGUCCCUAACCUCAGAGAGGGACCAGCUGACCAGUCAGGUGAAGACACUAGAGGAAAACUUAUCUCAACUGAACACCAAGAUGGAGAUUCAGACACAGCAGGGAGCAGCCAAGUUGAUGGCAGUCCAAGGUGAAUGGGAAGCAGGAACACAGCAGUGUGUGCAGGGUGCAGUGGAUGGGGCAGUGCUGGUGCUCAGUCACACAGUCUCACACUUCGACCAUGAAGCACAUACUGACAUCAAAUGCACUCCAGAGUACACACUGAGCUACCAGAGUGUGGUAAUAGAAUCAGUUGACGGACUUAUCAAGGCGUAUGAAGGCUAUCAAAUCAGUUUCUUAGCUGCUCCACGACUCGUCACCAGUAUAACUACCUCUGCCCACCAUGUGGCUGCUUUCCUUCUCUAUGCCAAGGCUACUUCACAUGCCAGCCCAAACAUUGAGAUUGCUGAACACCUCGUGUGUGCCCUUGAAGAGUUUGCCAAGUUGGUCAUAAACACCUACAAGAAGAUACAUGGAAAAGAAAAACAAGUGGACAUGUCAUCAGUGAAGAGUCAGUUUGAAAGGUGCUGCCAGCUAGUGAAUCAGUGUGAGGACCGCAGCCCAGGUGAGGAGGAUGUGGCAGCAUCAGUACAACGAGAAAUGGAUAAAAUGGAAACUGCCAUUAGGGAUGCAGUUGAACGCUUCACAGCAAUGCUGGAAAAUUCACGAGCCAAGGACACAGGCACACAGCUGGAGAUCAAGUGCUACAAGGUGAAUGAAAGCAUUUUGGGAACGUGCAGUGAUCUAAUGGCUGCAGUGCGACAGCUUGUACAACGGGCUGCUCAGCUUCAACAAGAGAUAGUGGACUCUGGCAGGGGAGGGGCAUCACCCAAGGAGUUCUACAAGCGCAAUCACCGCUGGUCUGAAGGCUUGUUGUCUGGGGCUAAAACAGUAGCCAUUGCCUGUCAGGCCCUCAUGGCAGCCGCUGAUCAAGUAGUGAGUGGUAAAGGCAAAUUUGAAGAGGUGAUUGUGUCCUCUCGUGAGAUUGCAGCCUCUUCCAUGCAGCUGGUGAUGGCAUCUAGAGUAAAGGCUGAGAGGUCCAGUCAGAAGAUGCGCGACCUCAAUGAAACUGCCAAGACCAUCUCCACUCUCACAGGGACUGUGGUGGCCACUGCUGAGAACUGCCGGGACAAAGUUGCCAUUGCUAAUACAUUAGACUUCUCAAAGCUUAGUCUUCACCACACAAAACGAAUGGAAAUGGAAACCUUGGUCAAAGUUCUGGAAACUGAAAAGCAGUUGGAAACUGAGCGCUCUAAACUCUCUGAGCUUCGUAAACACCACUACAAGCUGGCUGGAGAGAUUGAGGGCUGGGACCAGGAAGUAGGUGCCUCUGAGUUUGGGGAGCAAGAAAUGUUUUUAUCUCUAGAUCAUUGAUUAUUAUCAGAAUGCCUCACCGUCGUUCCCCCACUAACAGGUUAUCUAGGUAUCUAAAAGUGAACAUGCAUUUUUUACCAUUAUGCUUCCUCAUCGAACAGGUUUUCUGGGUAUCUAGAAAAAAGAUAAGCCAUGGAAAAGGGUAAGAUCUGUGCUUGCAGCAAAAUUAGCUGACUGUGUGAAUUUUUCAUAAGGUUGAUUGACAAGAGCUAUUGGUAUGUUUGCAGUUAUUACAAACAGUAUUAACAGUAUUUAUGGAUGACAACUUCUGUGUAGGGCACUUGGAAAAUAGUUGCAUAGUGGGGAUCAGGUUUAUUCACCAUCACCAUCAUCAUCAUAUGUAUCACGCUUUGAUGACAGGAAUUUCAACCCUGUUUUCUGUUUUUAAUAUGGUUGGAGAGGGUCAAAGUAAAGGAAACUAAGUUAGGUUCCCAGUGAAGCAGGCCUCACUCCAAUGCCACAAUCACUUCAUUCAUAAACCACACUUGCAUGUACCUACCUAGUUUGAUAAGUCAUACCUUUGAAGACCCCAUUCAGACGAGCCAUAUACCCAGCCUUUAAACACACAGUAAACAUAUCGAAAUAUAUGCAUUAGGCCCUUAGCAGACAGAAAAUAGUUUUCAUGACUUUAUAAAUUUGUACUAGUGGGGUUUCUAGCCCUAGCUUACUAUUUGGUAACACUAGAGUACACCAAAAUAGAGACAACACAAGCAUUGGGUAAGGAGCCGUGUCACUAUGUUUUGUUAAUUACAUGAUUGAUAUGUUUUAAAGCAAAGAUAUGUACAAGUUUGUUGAGAGAGGAAGAAAACCUGGCAGGUAGAUUACAUUGCAGCAGAUGGUAGGGAGUAACAACAUCUGGUAAGUGUGACUCAGUUUUGUUGCUGCUGCUGCCUUCACUAGCAUCACAAACAGGAUCACCAACCUCACGACCGCUGUUGUUGUUACUAUCAACUGCCACUAUCACAGCUUUCACCAGCAUUGGCAUAUGACUAGGGAAUGGAUGGCAAAAUGACUGAGUGGAAGGUGUCUGUGGUGGGUGGCUGUAGUUGUGACUGAAUCCAGUUGGGGAAGUCUAGCUGAGGGAGUUGAAGGUCAUCAGUGUGCUGGAGAAGGCUGGCUAGAAUGGCAUUUAAAUAUCAAACCAGCUUAUGAGGUCUUGUUGGAUGUUCCCGUCUCAAGACCCCAUUGGAGGUCUUAUCUGAUUGGAGAAAGGAGCUAGUAAGCUCUGAGCGGUGUGGCUUUGAGGGGAACUGAGGACCGAGUGUUGGGAGUGGCUCCAUCCACUGCCAUUACACCAGAGAACAGUCUGACCUGCAAAGAAGUGAGUUCAUGGUGAAAAGCGCUCGCAUCACCACAUCUUCCAUCCGGAAAGUUCCAGUGCUUGACAUGCUUAUGUUAUGGAUGAUGCCACAUUUUACUGUUGCUGACACAUUAUUUUCAGUAUUGCUUAUGGAUCCAAAUGAAGGCAGGGCAAUCAUCCUUCUCCUCUGUGUUAGUCUUAUUAUUGCUGCCUGCCGGCUGUUUAUCCUUACUUCCCAUUACAUUUUCCAUUAUUUUUUCUGUAGAAUGUUCAGACAUAUUUGUGUAAUGUGACUAUCAGAGAAGUUGCAUGUCUGCUUGUGAGUAGAUAGUAAUAUCCCAAGAGAAACACUUGGAUUUUAAAGAUGACUCCUAUAAAUGAAAAUAUAAAUUCCUUUUUGGGUUGGUACUGAGUUUGCUUUAGAAUAUGGCUUAGAAUCAAAAUAUUAUUUCUUGCAUGAGGUGUGGCUAAGACUCUUCUUGCAUUAGAAUUACAGUAAAAGUCUGUUAACCCAAAUGUAUUUGUUUAAAUCAGCUGUAUGUUCAUAUUUUUCUGAUAAGCAUAUGACAUCCAAGACCACCAUAAUCUGAGUCCUUAUUGAGUUUACUACCAAGUAUUAUUAUCAUGGGUAGUAUUAUUGAGUUUACUACCAAGUAUUAUUAUCAUGGGUAGUAUGCUUACAGUUGGGUUUUUAAGAUUAUAAUUUGCUACCUUGAAAACUUUGGACUGUUGGUAUUUUUGAACCAGUGAAAAUCAGAUUAACAGACUCUUACUGUACAAACUAUUUACAUUUCUUCAGAAGUGCAGUUUAUACCAUAAAGGUCUUAAACCCUCUUAAGAAAGCUUAAUUAUCUUUCUUAUAAUAACUUGUUAGUCAGAGAAGUGUAUGUGAAUUAUUGUCAUUUCACUUUUUGUUUUCAGACGCGGAGCUGAGACCUAUGUGGCUAGUUCAUCACAAAGCACUUUGGAUGGGUGAAGGACUAGUGGCUUUUCACUAUCUCAUGAUUUUACUCUGCAUUGCCAAGGAUCUUCCUUUACAGCAUUGUAUAUAUAUGAAGAGCUAAAGGCACUGUUGCCAUCAUUACCUAACUGAAACAAAGUUAGACUAAACUUUGUUCCAUUGCUCUCUUCAUGCACAUUGUUCGCUUCACAACUUCCUAUACCUGUUCUCUGUUAAAUUUACUUGAUCUUUUGUUGCACAACUCUCGCACAAAUGCACAUGAACAUAUGAUGCAUGAGCAAGUAUACUUGGCCAGUUAUGUAUGUAGAUGGAUGCAUGCAUUGCUUUCCCUCCAUUCUGUUUAUCAGGGUUCAAACACAACUCAUUUUCUACUUAGUGCAUCUGCUUUUAUUGAAUAUAACUAUAGCAAAAAUUUGCCUCUUGUUACAUAGAAUUUUUAUUAUUUAGUAAAUUAUUGCUUUACUUUUAUGGAUUUCUCUAGUGGGAGUUUAAUUUCUACCCUCUCAACCUGUCUAGAUGCACUCUACCUCCAGCUUGGCAAUGCUUUGUGUUCAUUUCAUAACUUUGUUGCCUCAAGUUUGCUCCAAAUUUCUUUCAAAUAAAUUAAAACAAUUUUAUAGCUUGACCAAUAACUCACUAUGCAUAUCAAGAGACAAUAAGAAAAUCCACCAUAAAGUCUUAUAAACAAUGACAGUCCUCCUAUUUUUUUCACAUGUCCUAUAUCUGAAAGAGUAACAUUGUCUUCACUUUCUGUCCUAUAUCUGAAGGAGUAACAUUGUCUUCUCUUUCUGUCCUAUAUCUGAAAGAGUAACAUUCUCUCUCUCUCUCUCUCUCUCUCUCUCUCUCUCUCUCUUUUUUCAUUUGACAUGUUUGUUUAAAUACUGUGCAAGAGUGGAUGAAUUUUAACCACAACCAACCAUUUUAGACAGUGUAUUUAUAUAUUUAUGAUAGAUUGGCUAAGUCACCAAGUUUAGGCAUGAAGGUGAUUAGAUUGGCUAAGUCACCAAGUUUAGGCAUGAAGGUGAUUGGUGAGGAUCAUUGGGGCUCGUUUAUGAAGAGUAACUAUUUUUAUUAAAGUAUUUUAAAGUGUAAACGUAUGAGAAAAAGUACUAGUGCUUGCUGCACAAUGUUGUCAUGUGUGCAAUAUGUUGUUACUGUUGUUAUUGCCACUUCAGUAAAUGUGCCAUGUAAAGGCACAGUGACAUUAGGGCAAAAAUAUUUACAUAAUGUUACAUACUGGGAUUGUGGAGAAAAUAUGUACUGUUUAGAAAAUUUGUCUAUUGCAGAAGUGACUGCCCAAAAUUGAAGUAACGAAUAUAUCUACAUUUGGUAUGGUAGUUGUAAAUGUAUUUUUGUAAUUUUUUUAGAUGAGCAGUUUAGAGUACAAUAAUUAUAAUUAUAAUACAGGGAAAUUUGGUUUGCACAGUUAUGACUGACCUACUUCACUUUUCUGUCUAACAUGUACCACCACUUUACCUUUCCAUGUAGUUUGUACAUCACACAUUUCUUAAAUUAUUGUCCAUCAUGAAAUCAAAGUACAUAGUUGCCAUAUUUUGAGGUUUUUGAAUGGCUUUUGUCAUUUAAUUUUAAGUGAGGAAAGGUUUACUAAUGUUGAGGAUGUUAUUGCCAGGUCUUAUGAGUCAUGAUACUAAUCUACUCUGUAUAAAUGUUGUGUUCACCAUAUAGUCAGAAAGGUACCUCAAGUCCUGUUAUGUGGUGCUUCAGUAGGUCACCCAAAUGUGUACACUAGUAGUUACAAAUCAUAGACUAUUUUUAUAUACUGGUAAAUCGCAUUGUUAAAUUUUAAAAUUUAAAAAAUUUUAAAGAAAUCGCCACCACAAGUUGAGACCAUUCCAUUUAUUGCAUAAUUUUGGUUUAGCUUUGAAUUACAGGAAGUGUCAUGCAUGCAUCUACUUAAACUUGUGGAUAUAUUUUAUCAGGUGAUAAGAUUGCAAAUCUUUUAAGUGAGGAGAGAGCUUGGUGGCCCAUCAAUGUUUUACAAGCAAGCAUGCUGUGUCAGUGCCUCAAAAGCCUCUUCCCUGGUAUGCCUCACCACUCUGUCCAUGGAAUCCUGGAUAGAUGUAAACUCAGUGGCAGCUGGAAAAUGGGUUAAAUGCCAACUUUAAGAAGAGGCUUCUAUUAAAAAUCAUAGGAAUACCAGCUACUCAGAGGUAAGUGUCAUGCACCUUUACAGCUGUUAAGAGCCUGCCAUUCAGUGCUAAUCCAAGACAUGAGGCUCUUGGACUCCUUGAGUGACUAAUCUGGAUAAAUACAACUAAAAUAUUCUUAAUGAGAUGGUCUGUUUCAAAAUUCUUCCGUGCAGUCCAAAUCUGUUUCAAAGUUCUUCAGUGCAGUCCAAGUGUCCUAAAACAGCAUUGGUUGGCAGAUCUCAAAGGGUUAGAGAUACAUAAUAGGUGUUUUAAGUAUUGUCGUACAACACAUCAGGGAGGGAAGCAUAACAGGAAAUAGAGGGAACGAUGUAUUAUGAACAGUGGGCCAUUGUGGCUUUCACCCACUCAUGUAUUUUGACAAGUGAAGCAUGUAUCUAGAUUUCUAAACAAAUCUGGGACUUGUUGAAACUGAUUAAAAUCAAUUAAUUUGGUUCAGGAAAGGGUCUCAACUAAAGUUAAGGUGGUAUAAUCUUCAUGGGACUGCAAGCUUUGUUAAUCUAAAAGAUUUCUAUGAGAAGGUUCCCAUAGUGGUUUUAUAUAACCACUAAGGUGCCUGUAGUUUAAGGUGUGCAGCAAUGGCUCAAGAAACACAGAAGAACCCUAUUUCAAACCCUAAACCCCAGCCCAGGAGGCACUGGUUAUAGCUGCAUCAUGGUUAUGUCAUGUGAUAACAGUACUGUGUUCAUAAACGUGUAAUAUUUGGAUGACUUCUUUUUUGAGGUCUCAUAUUGUUGUUUUUAUAUUUGUUUUACUCCAGCACUGGAGUGAAUAGCAUUUAUGCCACAGAUGUCAGCCUUAUUAGUAUGGAAUUGAAUCUUGACCAAAGUACUAAUACCUUAUUAACUGAGCUGUAGUUUUAUUCAUAAGAUUUUGUUAGUAAAAUAUAUAGUCUGACUGGUUGACUAUCUUGCACUAAAGAAGCACAGAUGAUAUAUUUUCAAGGCUACAAACAGUAUAUCUCAGACUCUUCCAAUCUGUAUCCACUUUGGCUAAAUAGCCAGGGAUGUAUUGGGUUAUCCUUCCCAGUAAUUGACUUUAUAAUGCUACCUUGACUUAUCAUAAUCCCAUUACAGUGGGGAAUCCAAUGUCAUACAAAGCCAUUAAAGUUACUAAAUGUUGCUUAGAUCCCUUAAUCAAUUCAGCAAUGAAAGUUUAUUGCAGUGACUAGGCUGUUCAAAAUAAUAUUUCAUUUUACAUUUUGUAAUGGCAUACUUACUCUGCAGAUAAAUAUGUUGCCAUGGUCACGAUCGUUGGAAUUCAUUUCUUUACACUAAUGCCCCCCUAACACACAUACACACACAUACACACAAACACUGCUCAGGUAGCUCAGUGGUAGUGCACUGCCAGGCUCCUAGGUCCGAGCCUAGCUCAGGCGGAUUUUUUCAUUGAAAGAGGAGCAGUUACUGUCCCCCCUUGAGCAAGGGGGAUGGGCUUGUGAGCCCAGCUUGUAAUCAGGUCAUGAGAGGGUGAAUUUUACACACACACACACACAUACCUGUUCAAGUGUCUUUCCAGACAAAUAGGAGCCCACACUUGCAGUGCCAGUUCCACUGACUCCUUAAAAAAAGUUAUCAAUGUAGCUGUGGAGGUCACUGACUGAUAUUGUUUUCCUGAUGAUGCAGUAAUCUUGACAAAGUUGAUGGAGGUUGAGCUUUCAAUGCUCAGCACAAGAAACCAGUCAUUGGGCCUAAAGGUCUCCUGGCACAAGUGUUUAGAGCAGCAGUUCCCAACCAGGGGUCCAUGGAAGAAUUUCAAGGGGUAUGAGUAUAUUGCAUCAUUCAUAUCUGAGAGUUGAUGCCAUUAGUAAAAUCUGCCUAUGUAAAAUUAUGGGAAACCACUGGAAUGACUAAAGCUGCAAUCACUCCAUGAGCCAGAAUUGGGGCAUAGUCUGUAUAGUCCAUGAAUGCCAGUUGCAGCUAUAUAGACAUGUGGUAUGCUGUCCAAAAGUCAAUCCUGUUUACUGGUUUGUUUCUUUAAGUGACAAUCCCGAGUAGAGGAGACCAAGGGGACACCCACAGAGUUCAUGCCUACAGGAAAUCAAUGAGGUAUCUAGGAUGGGAAGGGGGCCUGCAUGGAGACUCACUCAGAGGGACCCUCAGGGUUAGCGUUUUAGCGUGGGCAAGGUUAUGCACCCCUCCAGCGUUUGCUCCUACUCAUCAAUUGAAACCCAUGCAGAAGGGCAAAGAUUCAGAUCUUCAAGUCAUUUGUGCACCUUGUCUUACUUUAUGACUGUGACACACAGACACUAAAUAGUGGCUUCAAGAGAGUUGAUGCCUUUGGUAAUAAGUAGCUACAUAGAAUCAUGGGAUAUCACUGGAAUGAAGGAGUCCAAUCAGUAAUUACUGUGUGACUGAAUUGAGGCGUAUUAGGUAGAUAAUCCAUGAACACCAGCUUCAGUUAUUUAGGCAUGUGACACUACCCUGUGUCCCUGUUCAUGUAUCUUUAACCCGUGUGCGUCGGGUGACGGGAAUUCCCGCUCGGGCGGAAAGCGUCGGGUGGCGGGAGUUCCCGCCAUCCGACGCGCACGGCUUGGCCAAAAAUAGCACCUCUUCCCAACAUCAUAUCUAUGCCGUGCUGCGACGUAGACACUUCAAAUUUAUUUAAUCGUGGAGAGGAAGGAUUGGCGAUGAAAAAACAAUAUAAAUUAUUAUGUUUUCGUUUGAAAUUGCCACACGGGGCAUUGAUGAAAGACACCUAUUUUACAAAAUCUAUCAGCACCGCCCGCGCGGUGCGAGGACGACAAUAGUCCUCUAGCCCGACGCUUAUGGGUUAAGAGACAUGUGGAGGAGACCAAGGUGCUGCCCACAAAUUUUGUGGCCUAAGCAAGUUGAUAGAGUCUGCUGUGAAUUACUUGUGAUGGGAAUACCAAACCAUGGAGAUUUGCCCUGAGGGACCCUCAUCGAUGGUAUCAUGGAGUGGGUGGAGCAGCAUGUCCUCUGACACAUGCUCCCCUUGAUUGAUUCAUAUCGACACCAUGUCCAUCUUGCUGAACAUACAGUAUUUAAUGAAGUUAACAAUUCCUAACAGCAAAGGAUAUUUUUAUUAAUAUUCUUGAUACUCCUAUUUUGUCGCACAACUAGAAUGUUAAAUAGGAUAUUUACAGUAAUCUACAACACAAAAACUGUGGUUGCAUCUCUACUUCAAUAAUUUUUCUGCCAAUUCUUUGAAUUCCCUUAAGGCUGUGUAAUGACUCUUGAAUAGUCACCUCAGCUCUCUUCCCAAGAUGACUAAAUCAACUUGACCACAUCAUGGGUCAAUCAAUUCCCUUUAUAAAUAAGCUAUGUUACACUAUAUGUAAACUUUCUUUUACCACUUUUCAAUUCAUUAUUUUAUUCAUAUCAAGUCAUCUCUUGGAUCAUCCAUUCAUUUUGUUCAUCUCAAGUAAUCUCUUACAUUAUUCAUACCCCACAUCUUGCAUCCUCCACCUCCAUGUUUCACUUACACCUCAUGAAAUUUUGAACUAAAGAACUAUGCAUUUAUGAACUUGAACAUAUCUAUCUGUUAAGGAUGCACGCCAGGAAAAAAUCUGAGAAAUACUAUCACCCCAACUCUACCAUUCCACCAAGUUUGAGCAUCGUAGCGCAAAAUUUAAAACUUAAAUGUCACGCCGCUGGGCGUUUUAUAUCAUGGGCGAGCCACGCAAGUGGACUUUAAAUACUCUUAUAUUUAUUUUUUGCUCUUGUUGUGCUAUUUAUUUAGAAAUAUUGGGAAGUUUAUGUUCUCGUUGGAAACUCAAGCCUCUAGCCUCGCUACAAGGUGCUCUACAAAGCAAGCCAGCCUGGCCCAACCACGUGGUCUUUCUAAACAUACACACGGCUGGUCGUCGUCGUGUUAUCAUUCUCAAGAGCUUUUCAUUCUUCUAGUGGAUAUUACGCACAUUCAAGAUGCCUAAGAAAAACAGGAGAUAUAAGGGGAAGACAGAAAAGAGCAAGAUUUCAGCUGCAAGGUGGAAAAAAGACUGAAAUUUCCUUGCCAGUAGCUAACCAGCGACCUCCCUCCCCCGCCUGCUGUACACUCACCACCACUUGCAGCUCACCCACCACUUCCUUUGACUACUCCAUCCCCUACCACACCUGUUGUUUCACCACUUGUCUAGUGCAUCUCACGUAAAUUCUGUAAUGGCCCAGCGGUGAGCUUUUAUAAAACCAGAAAAGGCCUAACUUAUUUUAUAUUCAUCAAAUAGCCAAAAAAAUAUUCAUAUUUAACUUGGCACAUCAAAAUGCACAGAAAAUAACCCAAAUGAGCAAUAUUGUCUGUAAUUAUGUGCUCAUGACCAAAAAAAAGAAAAAGACAGUUUCAGUUAUAUAGUCAUGGUUGAUAGCUCAUGCAUUCACUAUUUAUUAACCAAUUGCAGUGGUUAUGGUCUUAAUUUAAUCCCCAUUGCUUCUUUAAAUGAAAGUAACAAAUUUUGUCAUGGUUCUACCUGGUUCAUGCAUGCCUAUGCCUAAACUUUAGGAAGGGUUUUCUCAAAAGUGAUUUUUCAAAGAAUAACUGUAUUUUGAAUGCUAUCUUCUCUGUUAUUAAUAAUCAGUUUUUACUGAAAAUUUUAUUUUUGGCACAUAACACCCUAAACUAAAUAAUGGUUGGGGGACUUGGUCCUAUCUUUAUUGUAAGCUUGCAAAAUAUUUCCUGAAAUUCAAUUUUCCAUUUCAGAAAGUUGAAAAAUAAGUCUGAGAAUAAAUGCUUGUCAAAAAUCACCUAAUCAAUGUAGAAUUAAUUCCUCCAACCAAAUUGUAGUUAAAAGUCCAUAGAACAUGUCCAAGAAAGAUGAAAUCAAAAUUACAUGAUAGGUACUGAGAAGAUAAAAAUAUUAAAAAAUUUGCAAUAUUUUGAAACCUAUCUUCUCAGUACCUAUCAUGUAAUUUUGAUUUCAUCUUUCUUGGACAUGUUCUAUGGACUUGUCCCUACAAUUUGGUUGGAGGAAUUAAUUUUACAUUGAUUAGGUGAUUUUUGACAAGCACUUAUUCUCUCAGACUUAUUUUUCAACUUCUUAAUAGUCAUCAUUUUUCAAUGUAGAAAGUUGAAUAUUGGUUAGAAGUACUACAUUAAUUAUUAUGCCAUUAAGUAGACACAAUUCAAGAUGAUCAGAUGAUUUUUAUUGCACCACCAAAGGUAAAUCCUGGCUUGCAUCCUUAAGUGUAAAUACAACAGUUAUAAAGUACUCUGUACUCUUAUGUACCAUCACCCUUCAUGAGUUUGAAAAAAAUUGUACAAAAUUAAAUUGUAAGUUUGGCUUUUUGCUGCUGGAAAAUAAUGGUAAUAAUCUAGACAAAAUUGAGUUGAUUACUGGGAGUCUUGAGCUUGAACCUUUCAAAUGUGGCGCUCCCUGCUGAAGUGAAGCAAGCGACACACAAAAGGAAACAAGAAAACUGAAAUUGAAGUUGCCUGAUCAUAGCUUAUCCGUGCUGUGAAUCAAAACCGGAGCGGAAGCGAGGCAAGCAACACGCAGGAGAAAACGAGGGAACAGGGACUGCAUUAAUUUUUAUCAUUGUUGUUUACGGAUACCUUUUGCCUUGAAUCAACCCCAGAGGGUAAAUUAGGCAGUGAUGCUGUUUUGUUUUUGUUUUUAAUCCAGCUCAACCACUGUAGAGAGAAAAUAUUGGAGAGAAAGUAAACCUUGCCUUGCAGAGAGAGAGAGAGAGAGGAUGAGGCCCACUGUGCCCAGUGAUUGGCUGGGAGAGUCGUGCCUUGAGCUGCUGUGAGCUGACUGACUCAUCACCCCUCUCAGGGAAUUUGCAUCACCAGUGUGUGUUUCUGCACUUUUCCUAAGUAUUUCUUUUGAAAAAAUCGACCCUAAUGCCACCAUUUUAUUCAUUUUAGUCUGAAAAUUUGCUGCAGAACGCCUGAAUAGUUGGUCACUUCGAGGCAAGUGAUAUCUCAAUAUUGACCCUUAUGUCACUUACUUCACUUCAGCAGGUAGCACCACAAAUGGUGUAAAGUUUGAAAAUAGUUCAUAUCUGUAACUCAGUCAACAGCUUAUGUAAUUCUGCUUCAAAGGAUAUAGUUUUUCAAUAUAGUGUGGAAGAUCACAUUACAAAUUUGUUUUAUGAAAAUUGUAUGAUUUGUUAUAUGAUAAAUGAUUGUUUUGUGUGUAAUUUUCACCAUUCCAAUCAAGCACAACACUGAAAUGAAUUUUUAACUUUACUCCAAAUAUUACAUGUUUCCAAUGUGAAUAUAUUUGAUAAACCUGUUAUUUCAAUUUAGGCACAAAAAUUCCCAUAAUUAUGUAUAUAUCCUUAACUAACCUAUUACAGUUUUCUGUACCUAUGCCAUUAUAUAUAUAUAUAUAUAUAUAUAUAUAUAUAUAUAUAUAUAUAUAUAUAUAUAUAUAUAUAUAUAUAUAAAAUGGUUUGUGUUGUGUUGCACUUGAUUGUUGUGAUCUACAUAUUAUUACAUAUUAUUAGUUUGAUAUAUAUAUAUAUAUAUAUAUAUAUAUAUAUAUAUAUAUAUAUAUAUAUAUAUAUAUAUAUAUAUAUAUAUAUAUAUAUAUAUAUAUAUAUAUAUAUAUAUAUAUAUAUAUAUAUAAACAAACAAACAUAUAUAUAAACACACACACACACACUUGCAUUAACUCAUCAUCUUUUUAAAACAAAUUAUAGGCAAGCACAGUGGUCCCAACACACCCUAUAACAAUUAUAAAGCAGUUUUUACUAUAAAAAUUUAUUAAAACACUUCAUAUUUCUACCACUAUUUGCACAUUAAAUGUACUCCUUAUCACUCACACUAUUACCAGAUCAAUGAUCAAUAUCUGCCAAACUUGUCUAGCUAUAAAAUGAAUUAAAAUAGGGUGACAAGUUCUAUGUCAUACCUAUAAAGCCCAACUGGACAAGUGGAGCACUCACUUGUAGCACAACCUAAAAUGAAGCCUAGUUUUAAAAAUCAACCCACACCUGCAUAGACCAGGACUAACCAACAACACCCUAAUAAAGAUGCCCUACCAACCUGAUCAGCAAAAAUGGUUGGGCAAACCCAAAUAGAUACUUGAAAACAAAGUAUAUAAAACUAAUAUAAAGAACUAGAUACCUCAAAGGGUGCUGUGAUUUCACUAAAAUAUUGCUUGAGUAUCUUCAGAAGUUUACAAAUUACACUUACAAUACAUGCCAACACACCAUAUUGUCCAAACCUAAAAUAAACUAUAUAUAAUGUCCACAAUCCAUCAUUACGUAUGUACGUAUGACUAUGGUUAGAAUGGAUAGAGCAUGCAGUUCAGGAUUACAGUUGAUAACUACUCCAGAGUAAACAUUGCCCUUACAACACCUAACUGAUUUAAGCCCCCCAGAUUAAGAAAUGCUUACUUGAACAAGACAGGAACAAAGAAUGAGUGUCUGGGACCACUGUCCAGCCAGUUUUGCAUUAUGUUACUGAACCAAAGAGAGUUGCUGGUGUUACUAAAUGUAAUGCUUGGGGCCAGACUACAGUGUGGCAUUGGUUGUUUUAUAUUAUAAUAAUAAUUUCCUUUCAAGUUCUAAAUUGUAAUGAUCUCUGCCCUUCUCUGGUAUUUGGUGGCAAUGCAGAUGGCAGCAAAUGCUUCAAUUACUUAUUUUCAUUCUGGAAUUGGGAAAAGUAGGUAAGCAACAGGCAAGAAAUUUAGGGUGAUAAUAAAUGUAUGUGAAUAUUUUCAAAUUAAAUACCACAGAACCAUAUGUAUUGGAAGGGGCAGAGAUUAUAUUUUAAGGUUGAUUUAAAAGAAUCAGUUGGAGAAUUCUGACUAGGGAACAUACCAAAUGGUGCUAAUAAUUGAUACUUUCUAGAGGAAAACUAGGGAUAUUUAAACUCUUGUACAUGAGUUUAGAUAUUAACAACAAUAAUAGUCAUACAUUGUGAAAUGUCAUAUUGUUUGCAUUGAGCUGUGCUGAAUAUGAUGAAUACUUUAAUAUUUAUCAUGCACAGCACAGUUGUACAUAUAUAAUUUAUUGUUAUGUGACAUCUUUACAUUUAAAUAUGGUUUUAUUUUUGCAUGCACAUGUUAGUCACAUGCCUCUCUGACCUUGAAAGGGAAAUGGAAACUAAUAUUAUUAGCACAAUCAACAUAUUUUUCCUAGUUGGACCUCUUCAGUCAUCUGGAAUGCUUCACUGUAUAUUAUGUAAAGUAGUUGCUAUUAACUGAGUGUUUAUUUACAUUUAAGAUACCAGUUUUUAGUUAUUUACAGAACAAUUAUUAACCUUGUAAAUUGUUAUUAAUUGUAUUACCAAUUGUAAGUAACCAAAUAUACUUACAUCUCAUUUAUAAAACAAU